Molecule: messenger RNA, 1569 nt
Organism: Impatiens glandulifera
Lineage: Eukaryota; Viridiplantae; Streptophyta; Magnoliopsida; Ericales; Balsaminaceae
Product: equilibrative nucleotide transporter 3-like
Exons: 10
Coding region: 133-1467 (444 amino acids)
Biological process (GO): nucleoside transmembrane transport
Cellular component (GO): plasma membrane
Molecular function (GO): nucleoside transmembrane transporter activity
Source: RefSeq, a predicted model, not a curated record
UUCGUCAAAAAAAGAGAUUAUUUUCUUUAUAUGCGUAACUUCAUCCCUAAAAAGAAGGCAUCCCUCCUUUAAUUUCUCAGAUUCGUAAGUAUACUGAUUCCCUUUUCCGCUGAAUCUCUUAAUAUACUGCCUAUGAUCCGGAAUCUCGAUUCAAUCCCUCCGGCAGCAUCUGCAACCCUUCUCUCAGACUCAGAGGAAUCAACCAUGUCUUUCAGUGAUGCAAAUGCGUCUUCAAGUAAAUCAGAGGGUAAAUAUGCAGCAAUGUUUGUAUGUUGGCUUCUUGGAAUUGGAUGUCUAUUCUCUUGGAAUAGCAUGCUCACUAUUGGAGAUUACUAUCUAGCCUUGUUUCCGAGGUACCAUCCUUCAAGGGUUCUUACACUUGUGUAUCAGCCGUUUGCACUGGGAACUAUUGCGAUAUUAAUUUAUAAUGAAGCAAAACUUAACACAAGGAGAAGGAACUUAUUUGGAUUUUGGCUCUUCUUUUUAGCUACCCUUUUGGUUCUAGUAUUGGAUCUAGCGACGUCGGGGAAAGGAGGUAUUGGUACUUAUAUUGGAAUCUGUAUCAUAAGUGGUGCAUUCGGUGUUGCGGAUGCUCAUGCUCAGGGUGGAAUGAUUGGAGAUCUCUCGUUCAUGGAGCCUCUUCUACUUCAAUCCUUUCUUGCUGGUCUGGCUGCAUCGGGUGCGAUAACAUCUGGAUUGAGGCUUAUCACGAAAGCAGCAUUUGAAAAUUCCCAAAAUGGAUUGCGCAAGGGAGCUAUUUUAUUCUUUGCGAUUUGCACUAGCUUUGAGCUAUUGUGUGUACUUCUCUACGCAUUUGUGUUCCCAAAGCUGCCAAUUAUACAGUAUUAUCGUUCUAAAGCAGCAUCUGAAGGAUGUACAACUGUUUCAUCCGACCUUGCUGCUGGUGGCGUUAAAGUAGUUGAUUUAGUGAAGAAACAAGUAGAAGAGGAUCCUGAACUAGAACAACGACUGAGCAACAAAGUAUUGUUUCUGAAGAACAUAGAUUAUGCAAUAGAUAUGUUUUUGAUUUAUGUUCUCACCUUGUCAAUUUUCCCUGGAUUCUUGUCGGAGGAUACUGGAUCACACAGUUUGGGAGAAUGGUAUGCUCUGGUUUUGAUAGCCAUGUACAACGUGUGGGAUCUUAUAGGGAGAUUUGUGCCUCUUGUGAAAUGGUUGAGAAUGGAAUCGAGGAAAGGGCUUAUGAUAGCAACUGUUGGGCGUUUCUUGCUUGUUCCAGCAUUCUACUUCACAGCCAAAUACGGUGAUCAGGGGUGGAUGAUAAUGCUCACGUCGUUUUUGGGAUUGAGUAACGGUUACCUAACUGUUUGUGUACUCACUGCCGCUCCAAAAGGCUACAAGGGACCAGAACAGAAUGCUUUGGGUAAUUUGCUAGUGUUUUGUCUUCUUGGAGGUAUAUUUGCAGGAGUAACCCUUGAUUGGUUGUGGCUCAUUGGCAAAGGUUGGUGAUUCAUUGAUUUUAUUAAUACUUAUGUAAAUUUAAUUAAGCAGCUCUCAAACACAAAUUAUUAGUCUUUUCUAUAUUUGUUUGCUGGAAAUAUUUUUAUAUUA